AUGGCUGAAGGCCAGAAGUUUAAUUAUUUAUCUCUUAAAACAACUACUGAUUUUAUAAAUACGAAAAUAGCCCAGCGUCCAAUAAUGGUAUUUUCAAAAUCAUACGUACCAGAGUGCAAAGAAACAGCUCUCAUACUCGAAUCCCUAAAAGUUUACAAAGGAGAUUUUGAGAUUUGCAACAUUGAAAAGAGACAAGACUGUGCCCUGAUUGAAACUUACCUCAUGAAAAUUUGUAACGAACCGUGUCGCAAGGUGCCAAGAAUUUUCAUUAGUCAUAAAUAUUUUGGAAGUUAUGAAGAUUUAAAUCGCAUUGUGAGUUCGGGCGAACUUAAAGAAAUGAUAAACAAAAAUCAUUGGGCCGCUUCAAGGUACAAGCAAGAAUAUGAAUAA
Molecule: messenger RNA, 390 nt
Organism: Helobdella robusta
Lineage: Eukaryota; Metazoa; Annelida; Clitellata; Rhynchobdellida; Glossiphoniidae
Exons: 2
Coding region: 1-390 (129 amino acids)
Biological process (GO): cellular response to oxidative stress
Cellular component (GO): cytoplasm
Molecular function (GO): glutathione disulfide oxidoreductase activity
Source: RefSeq, a predicted model, not a curated record